This is a messenger RNA of Coccinella septempunctata (seven-spotted ladybird), 1264 nucleotides long. Its product is annotated as zinc finger protein 622. Gene Ontology annotation, cellular component: preribosome, large subunit precursor. The record is from RefSeq and is a predicted model, not a curated record. The coding region runs from base 83 to 1168 and encodes 361 amino acids. Lineage: Eukaryota; Metazoa; Arthropoda; Insecta; Coleoptera; Coccinellidae. Gene Ontology annotation, molecular function: zinc ion binding; nucleic acid binding. The transcript is spliced from 4 exons. Gene Ontology annotation, biological process: ribosomal large subunit biogenesis.
UAGUGAAUUGUUAAUUUUAUCUCUUUUCUUGACCAUUAUAAGUGCUUGCUAGUAGUACUAUAUCGAAUCCAAAGAUAACAUUAUGAACCAAUUGACAUGUGCAGCAUGCCAAAUUCGAUUAGGAGACGAUGAAUCUUUCAAGGCACAUUAUAGGACAGAAUGGCAUUCCCACAAUUUGAAAAGGAAAAUAGUAAAUCUUUCACCAUUAACCCUGCAAGAAUAUGAAUUAAAAAUUGAUAAAUCAAAAAAUGAACAGAUACCUGACAAAAGUGAGAAUACUACUUUCCGCUGUCAGAAGUGCAACAAAACCUUCACAAGUAAAAGUACAUAUGAAGAUCAUAUAAAUUCAAAGAAGCAUAAGAAGAAUCUGAAGAGUCUUGAAGUUGAGCAUAACCAUAUGGGUCGAAAAGAACCUUUAUGUAUCAAGGAGGAUGAAAGCAUUCUUGAAGUAGAAGAAGUCGAUUCUGAUGAAUGGAGUGAUGAUGACAAUCCCACGGUUGAAAAUCAAUGUUUAUUCUGUUCACAUGAGAGCAGAAAUUUUCAUAAGAAUUUGAAGCACAUGUAUUCCUUGCACUCCUUUUUCAUUCCUGAUGUAGAAUAUUGCGUUGACAUUAAAGGUUUAUUAAUGUACCUUGGGGAAAAAGUAACGAAAUAUUAUAUGUGUCUUUGGUGUAAUGAGAAAGGUAGAACUUUCUACUCCAUAGAUGCUGCUAAAAAUCAUAUGGUUGACAAAGGCCACUGUAGAAUGAUAUUUGAAGGAGUGGCACUCACAGAAUAUGUUGACUUUUAUGAUUAUUCUUCCUCAUAUCCAGAUGCAGGAAAUAAUAUUGACAAGGAUGAUGAGAUAUCGGUUGAUAUUCUAGACGAUUCAGAAUUUCAAUUGGUUCUCCCAUCUGGUGUUAAAGUUGGUCACAGGAGUUUACUUAAAUAUUACAAACAGAAUACAGCACGUUCAUCUGCUUUAGUACCAUCAAAAAAUACUAGAAAAUUGCACAAAGUACUUGCAACUUAUAGAGCUUUAGGAUGGUCACAGAGAGACCAAGAAGAAGCUGCAAGAGAAGCAAGAGAUCUCCACUUUUUGAAGCGAGUACGAUCAAAAUGGUAUGCUAAACUAGGGGUGAAAAAUAAUAAGUUGCAGAAGUGCUCCAGACAACAAUUUCAAUAUUAAUUCUACUAUUUUUUGUAUCUCAAUCAAUUCAUUCCUAAUCUUUCACUGUAACUUUUGUUAACUGCUAAAUAAAUAUGCCCUCAGAAGGUAAUGUUA